CAAUUACUAUCGGAUUUAUUCACCAACUAUUACCAAGGGAUUGUUCCGUAUUGUUCUGGUCAGGAUAAAGGGGUCGAAGUUGGGUUGGGAAUCGCAAUCCGAUCCCUGAUCGACGUUGACGAACCCACCCAAAUCAUUGACAUCAAUGUGUGGGUAAGAAUGUCGUGGACGGAUUGCCAUUUGGUCUGGAACGCAAGUGACUACGACGGAAUAAACGAGUUAGUUGUUCCAUACGACAAAAUAUGGGUGCCGGAUGUGACUCUUUACGACAACAACCAAGACGGAGACCAGGGUUUGCUGCCCGGAUUGACGGACUUCAGACCCAAAAUUAAAUCUGACGGAUCCAUUCAUUAUAAUUUCCCCACAGUUCUUCACAGCUUGUGUACCAUCGACUCCACAUAUUUCCCGUUUGACACCCAAACGUGUCCAUUAAAGUUCGGAUCAUGGUCGUACGACGGAUUUCACGUUGAUGUAAAAAAUGUCAGUGCGAGUGCGGACACCAGUUCGUUUAAGAAGAACACAGAAUGGGAACUUGUCAGUGUCGAAGCUGUCCAUCAUGAACUAUUUUACUCUUGUUGUGAGGCGCCUUUCCCGGAUGUAACUUUUUAUUUGACCAUCAGCAGACGAUACCUUUCAUUCGUGGUCAACAUCAUAGUACCCUGUUUUAUGAUCGUUUGCUUGGCACUGAUUGGAUUUCUUCUUCCGGUAGAAGCGGGAGAAAAAGUUGGACUUGAAAUCACAGUUCUGCUUGCUCUUGCUGUUUAUGCCCAGGUCGUCUCGGACCAGCUUCCGCCAUCGAGCAAUUUACCAUAUAUGGGCCUAUUCUUUGCGUGUGCGUUGCUGAUAACAAUGUUCUCGUUGAUCAUGGCGGUCUUUGUGAUUAAUUUGCACCACCGAGGAGAAUUAGGAUAUCCGGUUCCAAAGGUGAUCAGAUGCAUCGUCUUCAACGGUCUGGCCAAAAUUGUUUUCUUUGAUGUUGAAGAAGAAAAUGAAGAGGAGGCGGUGUCCACAUCUCAACAUUCUGUCAGCAAGCAGGAAACGCUUUCUUCCAUUGGC
This is a messenger RNA of Lottia gigantea (owl limpet), 1056 nucleotides long. RefSeq lists its product as hypothetical. The record is from RefSeq and is a predicted model, not a curated record. The transcript has a single exon. Gene Ontology annotation, biological process: monoatomic ion transmembrane transport; signal transduction; nervous system process. The annotation marks the transcript as partial. Gene Ontology annotation, molecular function: transmembrane signaling receptor activity; acetylcholine-gated monoatomic cation-selective channel activity. Gene Ontology annotation, cellular component: synapse; postsynaptic membrane; neuron projection. NCBI's taxonomy places the organism in Eukaryota, Metazoa, Mollusca, Gastropoda, Lottiidae.